Messenger RNA from Mytilus trossulus (common blue mussel), 504 nucleotides. RefSeq lists its product as uncharacterized. The record is from RefSeq and is a predicted model, not a curated record. NCBI's taxonomy places the organism in Eukaryota, Metazoa, Mollusca, Bivalvia, Mytilida, Mytilidae. The transcript has a single exon. Bases 1 to 504 code for a protein of 167 amino acids.
AUGUCUACCAGUCUAUGUAUCCAACAGUCUGUGUACGAGAUCACCAGUAUGUCUAAAUGUCUACCAGUCUAUGUAUCCAACAGUCUGUGUACGAGAUCACCAGUAUGUCUAAAUGUCUACCAGUCUAUGUAUCCAACAGUCUGUGUACGAGAUCACCAGUAUGUCUACAUGUCUACCAGUCUAUGUAUCCAACAGUCUGUGUACGAGUCCACCAGUAUGUCUAAAUGUCUACCAGUCUAUGUAUCCAACAGUCUGUGUACGAGUCCACCAGUAUGUCUAAAUGUCUACCAGUCUAUGUAUCCAACAGUCUGUGUACGAGUCCACCAGUAUGUCUACAUGUCCACCAGUCUAUGUAUCCACCAGUCUGUGUACGAGUCCACCAGUAUGUCUAAAUGUCUACCAGUCUAUGUAUCCAACAGUCUGUGUACGAGAUCACCAGUAUGUCUAAAUGUCUACCAGUCUAUGUAUCCAACAGUCUGUGUACGAGAUCACCAGUAUGUCUAA